AUGUCUUUCUUUGCAAAAAGUGGUUCUAUAACACAUCAUCCAUUGUUGAAUGACUCUAACUAUCCUUAUUGGAAAGUUAGAAUGAAAGCUAUCAUCAAAUCACUAUAUGAAAAGGCAUGGAGAUCAAUCUUAACAGAUUUGACACCACCUACUGAGUCUCGUGAUCUAACAAAGCACUCUAGGCUUGUGAUGUUAACUACAAGAUUUGAAAAUCUUAGAAUGACUGAAACUAAGUCUCUGACCGAAUUCUAUGAAAGAUUAUUUGAUAUUGCUAAUGAAUAUUUUUCCUUGGGUGAAAAAUUAGAAAAUAGUGUGUUAGUUCGAAAAAUUGUUAGAGUUCUUCUUGACAGGUUUCAAACUAAGCUCACGGUGAUUGAGGAGGCAAAAGAUCUUGAUACAAUGAAAGCAGAGGAGUUGAUGGGUUCUCUUCGAACUUUUGAACUCAAUCAACAAAUUCGUCAAAAGGAGAAACCAUAUGCUCUUAAAGAGAAAUCAAUUGCUCUUAAAAUAUUAAAGGAGAAAAACUCGGAUGAUGAUGUUUAUGAAGAUAAGAUGGCCUUGUUGACCAACAAUUUUAAAAAAUACAUGAAAAAGAUUGGAAACAAGAAACCUAUAUUCAAAUCUUCCAAAAGUAACAACUUCUCUAAACCUUUUGAUAAUAACUAUAAGAGAGGUGACUCUGAAAGUAGCGAUGAAGAAGAUAACUCAAACAAUGCCUUAACUUUUGUUGUUUCUGGAUUAACCCAAAAUUCAAAGGUUGAGUUUGUUUGUCUAAAACAUAUUGUUCAGGAAGAGAAAAAUUCUGAAUGUGAAUCCAAUGAAUACGAUCUGGAUGAGGAUUUUUUGAAAGAGUCGUACAAAGACAUGUACGAUCAAUGGUUAAAUGUAUGUUCUAAUAAUCGCUUAAUGGCAAGUAAUGACAAAUCUUUAAAGAAAAUGAAUGAUAAACUUGACAAUAUUGUGAAAAAUCUUGAAAAUGAUGUUAUUGCCAAAGACUCUGAAAUUAAGCGAUUAUUAAAAGAAAUUAACCUCAUGGUUAAAGGUGUGAAAAUUCUUAAUCCAAAUUCUAGGAUUUUGGUUGAUGUAAUAUGUGCAGGACAAAAGGCUGUGGGAAAACCACCCAAAAAGAUUUGGGUAAAGAAAAAUGAAUUAAAGUGUCUUGCUGCGUUUACUUGUCAUAAAACUCGUGCUUCUAAUUCUUGGUAUUUUGAUAGUGGACAUUCUAGACAUAUGAUAGGUGAUGCAAAUAUACUCACCAAUUUCAAAUCUUUGAAAUGUGGUGUUGUAACUUUUGGUGAUUGUAUGACAUGGAACAUUGUUGCAAAAAGUACCCUAAAUCUUGAUGGGUUGCCAAAAUUGAAAAAUGUUUUACUUGUUGAAGGACUUAAAGUUAAUUUAAUUAGCAUAAGUCAAAUUUGUGACCAAUACUUCAUAGUAAACUUUUCUCGUGAUGAUUGCAAUGUUGUUGAUCAAAAUGUUCUCCUUCUCAAAUUUAGUAAUGAUUUCUCUUCUCUUGUUCUUGUGGGAUUCAUAAAUCAUAGGUGCCAAAAAGGGAGAACCAACUUUGUGGGCCUUGUUGUGGGUUUGGUUGUAUUUUGGUUCUUAUAUGUUUUGAUGAUUGUUAAUGAAAGGAGACAUGAUCAUGAGAUGAAGAUUUUGGAUGGUGUAUGGUCGGCCUAA
Humulus lupulus (European hop) is the source of this 1680-nucleotide messenger RNA. RefSeq lists its product as uncharacterized. The record is from RefSeq and is a predicted model, not a curated record. The transcript has 6 exons. NCBI's taxonomy places the organism in Eukaryota, Viridiplantae, Streptophyta, Magnoliopsida, Rosales, Cannabaceae. Bases 1 to 1680 code for a protein of 559 amino acids.